Coccinella septempunctata (seven-spotted ladybird) is the source of this 1792-nucleotide messenger RNA. RefSeq lists its product as uncharacterized. Bases 114 to 1262 code for a protein of 382 amino acids. Lineage: Eukaryota; Metazoa; Arthropoda; Insecta; Coleoptera; Coccinellidae. The record is from RefSeq and is a predicted model, not a curated record. The transcript is spliced from 2 exons.
UGAUUUCUGACGGAAAUAUUUUUCCCGUCAAUUGUGAUGCGUGAAAAUUCACCGGUGUAGUUUGCGCGUUUUUCUCUCGAUCAAAAUUCACGUUUUUGAGCUUUGUUGCGAGUAUGGACGAUUUCAAGGAUCUUUUCGAAAGUAGGCACCACAAGAGGAGUCCUUACGACCACGGAUAUGGGGUCUCUGAGAGGGACAAGUACAAUCGUUAUUCCUACAGGGAAACCAAGCACGAUCCUCAGUAUCGCAGCAGAUUCGAAAGGGAAAACUUCCACCUCAGCCAAUCCACCUUAUGUGUUCCUCAUCAUUGCAAGAACCCCAGUAAAUCCACCAUUUGCAUGCCAUUUCCCCCCAUAUCCCCUAGCAAAUCGACCCUUUGUCCUCCGAAGAAAUUCACCAAACCAAUUAUGGACGAUGAUGUAACCAGUCUACCCUACUACAUAGUACCAGUUCUGUACGUCCCGCACAAGCCUCUAUACGACGCCAAGCAGGUGCUGGAGCCUCACAUCUACAAGGCCUACCACUGCAAGUCCAAGAACCAGCUGCACAAAGACACCAAACAUCCCACCAAACUGUCCGAUUCCAAAACGCUGUUGAACAUUUACAACAAGAAACACAGCAAGAAGGGUUACGAUUACCCUUACGUUUCCAAGUCUGACAAAUACUCCUUCGAGUGCUACGACGAGUAUUUCCGAAAGUGUAUCGAGGAGAAGAGAUCAUCCUCCGACAUCAGCUUCUGCACGGAGAAAUCCUACUGCCAUCUACCGGUCACCCCAAAACUAUCCUCGAAAUUCGAACAGUACUCGUCGGAGAAACGCAAGUCGAUCCCUAAGGAUUUUCCGGAACUGUUCGGGCUGCACACGUCCAGAACGACCAAUUUCACGUUUGGACCGCGCGCCGGGGAAGAACUACCAACCUGGGACUCCCCGAGAACCACAGACGCUCUCAUAGAGACCGAGAUGACGGUAAAGAGUUGCAUCUCGGCGCAGACUUCCUUCGAUACGUUGAGGUGGCGCAGAGGGGUGCAGGAUGACAAGAUAGAGAGCCAAGGAACCCAGACCGACAUUAUGGACAUCAAGAAAAACGUCUUGGUCUUGCCCAACGACAAGUUCAAGAGGUCGGUCAGGAGGCAACCGAUUCCAGAGGAGGUACCGAAGAGUAUCUACGACAGAAAAACGUUGAAUCCUCAGUUCAGCGAGGGGCAUUUGGACAAGGUCAACCCGAAGGCUUUCGUAAGUUCAAAUAUUCAUCACGUUGUUUAAAUUAAUUCAGCCUAGAGACCUGCACAAAAAUUGGUUCCCAUUUCACUGGACAGAUGGCGUUUGGUUGAUGAAACUUUGCAAAAUAUUACUUGUAAAAACUGAGAGAACAGUUUGGGGUCUUUAUAAAUGAUUGCAUCUGCUCCUUACUUGGACCUUUUCAACCAUUAUAAAGACCAUAACUGCUCUAUGAGAAGAGAAGAUAAGAUCGCAACUGCUCAGCAGAUUGCAGUAGGUUAUUCCAAUUUUUUGAAGCAGCAAAGUUUUGCGCACCUUGACUUUUCAAGUGUUUAAUAUUUUCUCCAUAAUUUCCGCAGGGUUGCAACAGGAGCACCUCUCGUUUCACAGUCAGCAGGCACACGAAGUCAGCGGUUUCUAGUUCUUUUGGUCCCAGCAAAAAGAAUUCCAGAAAGAGCAUAGACUCUGAAAGCACGAGUAUAGUUUGAUCGGCUCCAUUUUUCAUUGAAUUAUACGAGAUACGUUCUGGUAAAGUAAUUGUCGUCAAUAAAUUAUGUACGAGUUGUUCUUCUUCA